AUGAUAUACAGACGGAUCCUAAGGAAUCCAAUCUGGAACAUCUACCCAAAAUCCCAGUUGCGGAACACAUCAUCCACUGCAAACCCCACACCGACCGAAUCCCUCUCAAAUAAGCACAUUCCUUCGAGACUCGACGCACUCCGAUCUGCGAAACCCUUUUCAGAAUUCCUCACCGAUAAUUUUAAUCGCCAACAUGACUACCUUCGCAUAAGCGUCACGGAGCGGUGCAACCUCCGAUGCGUAUACUGCAUGCCCGAAGACGGGAUAGAGCUUUCGCCUCCAGCACGACUAUUGACCUCACCGGAAAUCGUCUAUCUCUCAUCCCUAUUCGUGGCUCAGGGCGUAACGAAAAUCCGCUUGACGGGCGGGGAACCGACUGUUCGGAAGGACAUCGUACCUCUAAUGCAAGACCUCGGCAAGCUGCGUCAGAACGGUCUGCGAGAGCUAUGUCUGACCACGAACGGGAUUUCCCUGCAUCGUAAGCUAGAUGCAAUGGCAGAAGCGGGUUUAACGGGUGUCAAUCUUAGUCUCGACACCCUAGACCCAUUCCAAUUCCAGAUAAUGACACGGCGCAACGGAUUCGAAGCGGUGAUGAAGAGCAUCAACCGCGUUCUUGACAUGAACAAAGUAGGAGCGAACAUCAAGCUGAAAAUCAACUGUGUCAUCAUGCGCGGUAUGAAUGACCGUGAGAUCGUGCCUUUCGUCGAGCUGGGCCGGGAAAAAGCUAUCGAGGUCCGAUUCAUCGAGUAUAUGCCUUUCGACGGCAACAAGUGGAAUCAGGGCAAGAUGUUCUCGUACAAGGAAAUGCUGUCGACUAUACGAGAAAAAUACCCGACGCUGGAAAAGGUCGUCGAUCACAAGAGCGAUACUAGCAAAACAUAUCACGUACCUGGAUUUGUCGGCCGCGUUGGCUUCAUCACUAGCAUGACGCAUAAUUUCUGUGGUACAUGCAAUCGGCUGCGUAUAACUAGUGAUGGGAACCUGAAGGUCUGUCUUUUCGGUAAUACGGAGGUAUCACUUCGCGAUGUCAUCCGGCGGGGAAACGGUGGAAAUCCCAUCGAUAAGCAGGCAAUGAGGGAGCUGCGGUUGCUGGAGACUGUCGAAAGUGCUGCCAGGUUAAGUGACGAGGGCCGAUUGGUUAGCGAGCGAGAAUGCGCCAUCCUUGAUAUAAUUGGAGCUGCUGUGAAGCGCAAGAAGGAGAAACAUGCUGGAAUGGGGCAGCUAGAAAAUAUGAAGAACCGGCCCAUGAUUCUUAUCGGCGGGUAG
Messenger RNA from Penicillium taxi, 1266 nucleotides. RefSeq lists its product as uncharacterized. The coding region runs from base 1 to 1266 and encodes 421 amino acids. NCBI's taxonomy places the organism in Eukaryota, Fungi, Ascomycota, Eurotiomycetes, Eurotiales, Aspergillaceae. The transcript has a single exon. The record is from RefSeq and is a predicted model, not a curated record. Gene Ontology annotation, biological process: Mo-molybdopterin cofactor biosynthetic process. Gene Ontology annotation, molecular function: metal ion binding; cyclic pyranopterin monophosphate synthase activity; GTP 3',8'-cyclase activity.